This is a messenger RNA of Phytophthora sojae, 768 nucleotides long. RefSeq lists its product as hypothetical. Bases 1 to 768 code for a protein of 255 amino acids. The transcript has a single exon. NCBI's taxonomy places the organism in Eukaryota, Oomycota, Peronosporomycetes, Peronosporales, Peronosporaceae. The record is from RefSeq and is a predicted model, not a curated record.
AUGGAGAUUGAAGACGCUGGCGUAGAGAUGGAGAUGGUCAGAGGCAUUGGGGACGGUGGCAUCAUUGAGAAGGCUGAGGCUGUGGUCAUCGCUUCCUCCGAGCACGAGUGGCAAGACGAGGACUUUGAAGAUGGAACUUGUCUCUUGUCAGACUGCACCAACACGGCUCAAGCGAACGGCUUCUGCUACGCUCACGGCGGAUAUCAGGUGUGCUAUGCUCUUGGUUGUAACCGGAGGGCUGCUGUACGAGCUUUUCAUCGCAAACGCGCCGUAUCCAGCGACACGAAUGAUCUGCACACUGCUGAAUACGACGGUAAUGGAAAGAGCGCGAAGAACCAAAAGGUGUGGGUCCAACUCGACUACUGCGAUAAGCACUUGGAUGAAGAGGAACUGGAUGGAGAUCACGCAGCCGAAGCAUCGAGUCAAGCGCAGCCGCAUGAGACCAUCCGCGCUACCGAUCGUCGUUAUCGUCGCCACAGCGUGUGCAAGUGGCUUGGGUGUAUGAAGUGGGUGAUGAGAGAUGGAGACCCGAGCGAGUACUGCGUCCUUCACCGAGCCCAAGACGGCAGCUCAGUGAUCUCGAGAGGAAGUAGCGUGGCAUCAUUCACCCACUCCGAGGACGAGUCGAGUGUUGAGCAAGUGGAGGCCACGGAAUUCAAUGGCGAAAAGGACGUCCAGCGCGACUACAAAAGCCCCGUCCUCUGCAAAGAACCAGGAUGCAGCAAGCAGGGAUCUGUCUACGGAGACAAGAGGGGCUACUGCUUUUAA